CAUGGCCCCAGGUCCAAAAAUAUACAGCUUUUUGAAGCGCAGUCUCGCCUUCACCGGGACCUCAAUUGGGACACCUGAGAUUACAUCUCUCCUCCACCCCGACUUUCAUCGAUUCAGAUCCUCAAUGUCCUCUUUCUUCGAGAAUGCCAGUAACGUCACGAUAAAGGGUACUUCGUUCAGCGUCGUGAACGGCGGAAUGCAAGUGUUCGACAACAGCAGGCAUAGCGCGAACGUCAACUCUUUCAAUACAACUAACGACACAACAGUGGACUCAUAUAAUGACAACUCUCGACGUUAUGGUGGAACCAGUCGCCCUGCGUCGCCGCGCCCACCACCUUCGCCUUACGAUCGCCCACGAUCCGCGGGAGCAAGCUAUGGACGGCCUCGUCACUUGACUCCUGAUUAUAACGGAGAUCCGAACCAGCGCGGUGAUAGAGGCGAUGUGGGCGCUCAUGAGUAUCCGACAAAUUGGGGGCUUCCACCUCCCCAACCUAGCCCAUGGAUGUAUGGACAGCCAUACCCAUACCAGUAUCCUGGUCCUCCACCGCAACAUCUGUACCCAUAUCAUCAAUACGGAUAUCCACCACCUGGGGCGUUUCAACCAUCCCCGAACCCAGACUACGCGCGGUCUCCCCAGGAGAAUGACCGCCGAAUGUUCGGUGAUGUCGCGAAUGAUAUGGAUAAAGAUAGAAGAGAUGGAGGCGAAGAGGCGAAAAAGACGAAGAAAAAGAAAGACAAAAGCAGUCGCGAGCAUCGAAGGGAGGGAAAUUCGGUCCAACCGGCUCCAGAUACCAGUAACGAAGUCAUCACACAGGACAUGUCGAAGAUGUCAUUGGUCGACGAAUCUCGCCCUGAAUUCUCGCGUGUUAAGUCCGAUCCUCAAAAUCCGAUUGUAGUGGAACCUGCUGGUGACGGUCUAACUACGUCUCAUGUGGCGAGUCCCUCCAAGUCGGCGGUCGUGUCCAGAGAGGCUCCUGCAGGCUCUCCCAGCCCCGCAAGCUUUUCUAACACGACAGAAAAGCCACAGAUUUCGCGAACGUCGAAGCUACUCCAACUUGGCAAGGAAGGUGGAAAUCUGCUUCUCACAUUGGUCCAAGAGGCAGCCCAGUUCGCGCCAAUCCCAUACCUUCAACUAGCAGCUGACACAACACUCAAGAUUGUGAACACGGUGCAGGCCGUGAAAGGUAAUCAAGCCGAUUUCAAGCAAUUGGCACAGGACUCGACGGAGCUCAUCGCCGUGGUGUGGAGAUCGUACCAAAAGGCUUCUGAUCCAGAGGCUUGGGCGAAGGAGAAACUCGAAAUGGUGGAGAGCUUCGUAAGAACCCUACACAUGAUACUGGCAUUCGUCGAAGAUCAGGUGGACAGGAACGUUGCCGUCCGCGUUAUAUUCAGCGUAGCCGACGCAGGGAAAAUUAAAGCACUUCGCGAACGAUUGCAUACCGCCGUGGAGAAAUUUGAGGUGUCGUCACAUCUCAGCAUCCAGGAUAUGCUACAAGAGGUCCUGAACGGUCAGAAAGAGAUCGUUUCUCGACUUGAGAAGCAGGAAAGGUAUUUCGUAACCACCUCUGGUCAAGGAUUCGGUGAAAUAGCAUA
Cyclocybe aegerita is the source of this 1593-nucleotide messenger RNA. The record is from the annotation of a GenBank genome assembly. Lineage: Eukaryota; Fungi; Basidiomycota; Agaricomycetes; Agaricales; Hemipholiotaceae.